CUCGAGAUAUGCCUUGCGUGCAGGUCGAGGUCGAAAGUGGAUCGAUACACCACGGUAAGUCAUCUGAUAUGAGACACUCAACGUGGAAGAGAAUAGCACAGCAGACAGUCUCGUGCCCACAAGGGAAGGAAAACCUGCCCGUCUGCAGAUUCGCAGGCGCAAGACACCAUGAACAACAAUGCACCCUCGCAUCCAUGUUCUUCUUUCACACACAGACACACACACACGCAGCGCUCCUUGCGCCAGAUCACUCGCUCGUGGACGCACUUCCUUUACAGGAACACUGCGCUUCCACACUCUCCCACGAGUCCUCCCGUCAAACCGGAGGGUCCUCUUUUCGCUUCACGUCUUGUGUCGCGGCGCUGAGGAUGGUCUUGGUUGGAAUGUCAAGGCGGGAAGGAGUUUUACGCUCCUUCCUGGUCGAUAGUAUCGGCGCUGCAACAAGAAUUCAACCUUUGAAUAGGGCCAUCAUAGUCCAUGCCCAUCUCCCAGUCUGUUUGUUCCUUUGCCCUCCCAGCUCCCUCGUGGGCUGAGGGGGUUCUGGGCACGCUCGCUGGUGUGGUUCGUCACAUGGGCGAGGCUCCAGGAGCUCCUACAUUUCUAUCCUUUCAAUUUGUGCUCGUUUUGAAUCCUGCCAAGUAGCUUUGCACAUGUGAUUUAUUGAAAAGAACGACGUGGUUGGAGCUGUAGACGUUGGUGACAAGACGGGGUCACUUUGUCGUGCAAAGCGAGUGGUGUGUGCCCAUAUCUGCGAUGAUGUUUAAAUCUGUCACCUAAGCCAGUACUCAUCACGACUAUCAAUGCUGUAUCUAUGCUGCC
Messenger RNA from Microdochium trichocladiopsis, 819 nucleotides. RefSeq lists its product as uncharacterized. The record is from RefSeq and is a predicted model, not a curated record. The transcript has a single exon. The coding region runs from base 9 to 533 and encodes 174 amino acids. NCBI's taxonomy places the organism in Eukaryota, Fungi, Ascomycota, Sordariomycetes, Xylariales, Microdochiaceae.